Molecule: messenger RNA, 3221 nt
Organism: Panicum hallii
Lineage: Eukaryota; Viridiplantae; Streptophyta; Magnoliopsida; Poales; Poaceae
Product: protein ROOT PRIMORDIUM DEFECTIVE 1
Exons: 4
Coding region: 36-1409 (457 amino acids)
Molecular function (GO): RNA binding
Source: RefSeq, a predicted model, not a curated record
CCCCGUGCAAAACCCCUCCCAAGUCCGAAGUCUCCAUGCUCCGCCGCAUCGCGGCCCUCCGGCCGCCGCCACCGCCGCGUGCGGCCGCUUCUGUGGGGGCGGGGGCGGCCACCUAUUCCUCCAAGUCCACCUCCAUCCCACAGAAGCAGCAGCGCGUCCGCGACCACGCUUUCGACGGCAUCAUGGAGGUCCAGAAGCGCGUCCGCCGCUUCCACGCCCUCCACUCCCUGCUCCUCUACGCCGCCGCCCCGACCGCGGCCUCCCGCGGCGGCGGAAGCGGCACUGUGUCCGUCCCCUUCACCCGCCUCGGCGCCCUGGCGCGCCGCCAGCUCCGCCUCGCGCCCCUCGACGCCGGUCGCUUCCUCCUGCGCCACGCGCACGCCUUCCACCUCUUCCUCCACCCCGUCCACCGCAUGCUCCACGCCCGCCUCACCCCGCGCGCCGCCGCGGCGCUCCGUGCCGAGGCCGAGGCUGUCGCCGCCGCCCUCCCUUCCGCGUCCAUCAUCCGCCUCCGCAAGCUCCUCCUCCUCGCGCCCCCGCACCGCCGCCUCCGGCUCGAGCACAUCCACCUCCUCCGCCGCGACCUCGGCCUCCCCGAUGAUUUCGCCGAAUCCGUUAUCCAGUCCAACCCCUCCCUCUUCCGCCUCACCCCCGACGGCUUCGUCGAGUUCCUGCCCUCCCCCACAGACCCGCCCGACCUCAGCGUCGCCGCGGUCGAGCGCGCCCGGGAGCGCCACUACCGCGAGCACCGCGCACCCGGCUCUGGCGAGGAGGAUGCGCGUUUUGCGUUCCCCAUCCGCUUCCCGCCAGGGUUUAAGAUCGGCAAGUACUUUCGGAUUGCUGUCUGGAAAUGGCAGCGCCUCCCCUAUGCGUCACCCUACGCGGACGUCUCGGGACAUGACCUGCGCUCACUUGAGGCUCAACGCCGCAUGGAGAAGCGAGCGGUCGCUGCCGUCCAUGAGCUGCUCUCGCUCACUGUCGAGAAGCGCACUACACUGGAGCGCCUUGCACUGUUCCGGGAGGCACUUGGUGUGCCCAAGAAGAUCAAGGAGUUCUUGCUUAAGUAUCAGGGCAUAUUUUACAUAUCCACCAGGGGAAAUCAGGGGAAGCUGCAUACAGUGUUCCUGAGGGAGGCAUAUUACAAGGGGGAACUUGUUGAGCCAAAUGAGAUACACGAGGCAAGAAGGAAGUUGGAGGAGCUGCUCAUGAUCAGCCCACAGAAGGCGAAUUUGGACCGGAUGUUCACCAGCAUGGGUCGUGGAUGGGAUGAGCUUGGUGGUGGUCGCCAUGGUGGAGCUGAAUUGAGGGACGAGUUUCUUAGGGAUGGAGGUGGCCAGAAAAAGCAUGCUGAUACUGAUGGUGCUGAUAGUGGGGAGGACUCGAGCGUUGAAUCACUCUACAUUGAUUGAGGAAUAGAAACAUAUGGUGGCAUUGGGCAUCAACUUGGAAGGGAACAGUCACUGCCCCCAUUUGGGGAAAGGUUAACUUCAUGUAUUGGUAACAUCACCUCGGUACCAUGAUUUGGGUUGAUCUGAUUGGAAGUCUCCAAAAGGAGCAGAGUCUAAGGUGAAAACUGAUGGCACCUUGAGUAAAGUGACAGCAGAACUGGGGGGAAGUGAAGACCCUAUGUGCUAUAAUGCUUGGAUGGCUCCUCCCCUUGCACUCCAUCAUGUGAAGACAGAUUUCAGGAGAAGAACACCUUUCAGAACUCAGAGCUUAUGCUUCUAAGCUUAAUUGGUUAAGUGCUUAUUUAUGCAUCACCGUUCAGUUGAUUUGUAUGUUCAAAGCCCAUUGGAAUAGCUGUUUACUGAGCAAGUCUAACCUGAUUGUGAGGUCCAGUAGAAGAAAGGCUCAGCUCUUGGCUGCUAAUAGUUCAUCAGCUAAAUGAUGCUCAAACUUCGUUUUAAUAUGCGAAACUGCAGAAGAUUGAAAUGCACAGAACGGCCCACGUUGUGCAUGAUCCAGAUGACGCAUCAAGGUCACUUUCCUUUUCUUUUGUCUCUCUUUUCUUUUUGAAGAAUUACAUCAAGGUUGCUUUCGCUCCAUCUAAUUCUACUAAUAAUUUGCAUUCCUAUCUACAUCACAGCGUUGUUUUCAGUUUUGGAUAUCUCUCUUUGCGCCUUCAGUUUUCCUAGUUCCAUUAUUACCUCUUAUGUGGGAAUGUUCAAACAUACCUUUACUUUUCUGCACCAAUUAUGCAGUGUCUUGUUAGAGUGUCUCAUGCAUAGCUAAUCACAUUUCUGGAAGAGAUGUGCCAUGUGUUCUGCACAAUAACCAUCAGUUGUGGUGGAGCUUCAUAUAUGUUUCCUAUACUAGCUGGAUUCUUUUGGGGUGACAGGUAUGUUGGCAUCACAAUUAAGAGCUAAUGGACGUUGUAGGCAGGCUUGUUUGGUGUGGUUUAGAGUAACUGCCGUCGCUGCUGAGCCUCCGCAAUUAGGUGGCUUGGAUUGAUCCACGGCUCGCGUUGCACAAGCCUACCCAUCAUUUGAGGUGAUUCAAUGGCAUUAGGUGCAUCGCUGGAUCUCUACUCCGCUGAGUGCUACGGUUCAACAACCUUGGGUCGCUUGGUUGCUGUUAUCUGUGAAAUGAAAAUGAAUAUGUGAUCACACGCAGGCUCUGAUCUGGGAUGGAUCAGGUAGCUGACGCCGAUGCCUCCGUACCAUUUGUUCUGAGGUCAAGGAGGCCACGACUUGAACGUCAUGGGAGCUCCAGAAAUUUUUAAACAGCAGACCAGUGGAUUUUGGUGUUACCGGCGUCAACCAAAUCUGAUGUAACUAGUGCUGAAUCUUCUUGUUCGUCCGUGAAGAAAUGGAACUCAGACAAGCUGCUCGUCCAUAGCUCCAUGACUUUUCCCAACCGGCCGGUCCCAGGCAGUGAGUGAGCAAUCCUCGUGCCCACGGCCGUCAGAUCGAGCAGUCUGGUGCGGCGGUACUCCAUCGUAUUCCAGGCGUCCGAGUAGCGUGUUGGACUGCAACUGGUCAAGGCUGCAUUUGUAAUUGCAUUUGCUACCGCUGAUGCUGCGCGCGGUCCCGGUGCACGCCGGAUUGUUGAUGUUUGCCUUCGUGAGUGAACGUCCAUUGCCGUGGACGCGCACUGGAGUGGAGCUUGCGAAGCUCCUGUGCAUGGAUCUAGUGGCGAUUUGUAUAAAGCUUGGAACUACUGUUUGUGAACAGUUCUCAUGCGAAUGUUUUUUCUUUUCCCUUUGUCCUCGCCUCCUCGGG